Molecule: messenger RNA, 387 nt
Organism: Procambarus clarkii (red swamp crayfish)
Lineage: Eukaryota; Metazoa; Arthropoda; Malacostraca; Decapoda; Cambaridae
Source: RefSeq, a predicted model, not a curated record
AUGAAGCAGUGUCAAGAUGCUGCGUGGGUGGCCACCCAUGCAGCAGUGUCAAGAUGCCAUGUGGAUGGCCACCCAUGCAGCAGUGUCAAGAUGCUGCGUGGGUGGCCACCCAUGCAGCAGUGUCAAGGUGCCAUGUGGAUGGCCACCCAUGCAGCAGUGUCAAGAUGCCAUGUGGAUGGCCACCCAUGCAGCAGUGUCAAGAUGCUGUGUGGAUGGCCACCCAUGCAGCAGUGUCAAGAUGCUGUGUGGGUGACCACCCAUGCAGCAGUGUCAAGAUGCUGCGUGGGUGGCCACCCAUGCAGCAGUGUCAAGAUGCCAUGUGGAUGGCCACCCAUGCAGCAGUGUCAAGAUGCUUCGUGGGUGACCACCCAUGCAGCAGUGUCAUGA